This is a messenger RNA of Seminavis robusta, 276 nucleotides long. Lineage: Eukaryota; Bacillariophyta; Bacillariophyceae; Naviculales; Naviculaceae. The record is from the annotation of a GenBank genome assembly.
AUGACAGAAUCCAAAGCGAGCAACCCACCAAAGGAACCUUCAGCUUCCCCGCAACCUUCCAAAGGCAAUUUUGUGUUCAAGCGACCCAUUGAUACCGAGGACGAACCACCAAACAGCACUCAAACAGAGGCUAUCAAUAUUGAUCGGCAGCAUGCCUUCUCCUUUAUGGCCGCUACCAAUAUUGCUCGUCCGUCUACCAACAAGGUGCCGCAGCAAUUCCCUCCCGAACCAACUGCUUCCUCGUCUCAAACUAUUAUUGUGCAACUUGGAGAGUGA